Molecule: messenger RNA, 2053 nt
Organism: Nasonia vitripennis (jewel wasp)
Lineage: Eukaryota; Metazoa; Arthropoda; Insecta; Hymenoptera; Pteromalidae
Exons: 6
Coding region: 340-1908 (522 amino acids)
Biological process (GO): regulation of transcription by RNA polymerase II
Cellular component (GO): nucleus
Molecular function (GO): protein binding; DNA binding
Source: RefSeq, a predicted model, not a curated record
UAUAUGUAGGGCUCGAAAACGCGGGCCCUAUUUUAGCCAAGUCUCGCAGGCCUCCAUGUUUUCUCUCCACUACUUGCUCAUCAGAAGCAUCCCAAGCGUCCUCCGUCUUGGCAGCUAUAGUUGUCAGCGCGUUAUCGCGGAAAAUCAACCAGUCCAUCCACACCGAUUUUCAAAUCUCAUUGUGAUAGACGUAAGAUCGUCGGCGGCGCGGCCAUAGCGCGAAAGUAUUAUAGUGCCCGUGUUCCGUUCCCGUUUUCUCGCAGCGUCGGUCUACUGUAAUAUUUUCAGGCGCGAUUGCGUUGUGGGUCGAGAGAAACACGAAACUUGGAAGACGUUAGAAUGUCCGAGUCGGUUCUUGGGACAGACCAGACGCAGGUCGACACUUCGUACUGCUUCAAAUGGAGCAAUUAUCAAAGUCACCUCUCCGAGGUUGUGCGCCAGCUGCUAGAGGAGGAAUGUAUGGUCGACGUGACCCUCUACGCCGGCGGCGAACGAAUACAAGCACACCGGCUGGUUCUCUGUGCUUGCAGCACUCUAUUCCAAGAAAUUUUGAGCCAGGUUAAUGAUGAGCACGCCACUAUUAUUCUGAGCGACAUAUCGCCUCAAGAUGUGAGGUCCAUCGUAGAGUUCAGUUACAAUGGAGAGGUGAGGAUCCCUGUCGAAAAUAUCAACAAUCUCCUGGACGCUGCUCAUUCUUUGAAGAUAUGCGGUUUGAUGGAGAUUGAAGGUUUAGAUGAGUCGGAAAUAUCUCAGGACAAAGAUAUCACUGCUGAUGACAGUUAUGUCUUGAGCGAGUUUCCUCAAGUUGAUGAAGAAGACGAGAGUAUUCAGUCAACAGACUUUGAAAAGUCACACACACAGAAAACUAGUGAAAACAAAAGAAAAAUUUCAACAAAUGACGAAGAGGAUGAAAUGGAUGAGAUUCUUAAAAGGCGAAAGCGUCGAAAGAGUGUUUGCAAGAAAGAGUACAGCGAUGAAAUGCUGGCUGCUGCAAUUAGUGACAUCAAGGAGGGGCGAUCAUUGUUGGAGGCAGCUAUGAGAAAUCAUAUUCCCAGAUCCACACUUUACAUGAGGGCAAAAGUUCUGGGUCUCACUCUCAAUCCAGCUCGAAGUGAAUACACAAACGAAGAUAUGCAAGGAGCUAUACAAGCAGUCAUGGCUGGAUCUAGCUUACAACAGGCAUCUGACUGUUAUGGUAUUCCGAAAACAGUUUUGUGGCGAAGAAUUCAAAAAGAAGGCUGUAUACCACCUAGACACGAAAAAAAAAACAGUUAUGCAGCUGACAGAAGAGAAGCUGCUGUAAAAGCAUUAGAAAGAGGAGAUUCUCUCACAAAAGUUGCCAAUGAAUACAAAAUUCCAAAAACAACGCUUUUUCGAGAUAAAGCUCGUUUAGUUGACCAAGGAAAAUUGCCGUCGACAUUUUGGAAAAAACGAAAGAGUGAUGGCGAAGAGCUAAAACGAUCUCGUUUGGAAGAAGCUGUGGCUGCUUGUAAAGAGGGUAAGAUGUCGCAAGCUGUAGCUUCAGUUACAUAUCAAAUACCUAAAACUACUAUAUGGAGACGACUUCAAAAAGAAAUAGGAAAAUCAGAUUCAGGUUCAUCUGUGAAAAAACAGCAAAAGAGGGCCCUUUCCACUACACUAAAGAGCGCAGAAAUCGUCAAAUCACAAGAGUUACAAGAAACUGAUUUUGAAGCAUAUUGUCCGGAGGAUACAGACAUGAAUAUAACAUACAUUGAUGAAAGUAACAUGACAGAUGAUCCAGUAAUAAUUCUUGCUAGCGGCGAUGUAGAUGAACUUAAUUUGCCAAAUAAUAGAUCUUUAGUUGUGGUACAUGAAGGUACUGACGAUAAUUUUAUAUCAUGUGGGCUAGAGUUAGAUGAAAAUACAACUUUUGUUGAAAAAAGUUAAUAAUCAAGAGAAUUUUAAGGACUGUCGAUUAUUGUACAUAUAGAUCAUAAGAAUUUAUUUAUGUUAAGCAAUCAGGACUGCUGUUUUACUUUAGUUCUAUGAAAGAUGUAACUUUUACAUAAAUAAAGUAUUUUUGAAUCAUUAA